Messenger RNA from Drechmeria coniospora, 471 nucleotides. RefSeq names its product 60S ribosomal protein L19. Gene Ontology annotation, cellular component: ribosome; mitochondrial large ribosomal subunit. Gene Ontology annotation, molecular function: structural constituent of ribosome; large ribosomal subunit rRNA binding. The record is from RefSeq and is a predicted model, not a curated record. The coding region runs from base 1 to 471 and encodes 156 amino acids. Gene Ontology annotation, biological process: translation. The transcript is spliced from 2 exons. NCBI's taxonomy places the organism in Eukaryota, Fungi, Ascomycota, Sordariomycetes, Hypocreales, Ophiocordycipitaceae.
AUGUCCAAGGCAAGGGGUGCCGGCGGUGUGGACCAGAUUGUCAAGCUCAUCGUCGGCGCUGGCCAGGCGAGCCCCAGCCCUCCGGUCGGUCCCGCGCUGGGUAGCAAAGGUGUCAAGUCGAUGGACUUUUGCAAGGAGUUCAAUGCCAGGACGGCGAAUUUCAUCCCCGGCACGCCGACGCCCUGUCGGGUGACGGUCCGACCCGACAGGACAUUCCACUUCGAAGUCCGGACACCGCAAACAUCCUGGCUUCUGCUCAACGCCGUGGAUGCGCCCAAGAACAAGAAGGGUAACAGAAGGGGAGCGAGCAGCCCGGGUCACGAGACGAUCGGCGACAUCAGCCUCAAGCACGUGUACGAGAUUGCCAAGAUUAAGCAGAAAGAGCUCCGGCUGUCCGGCCUGUCUCUCGAGGGCCUGUGUAGGUCGGUCAUUUUCCAAGCCAAGUCGAUUGGCAUCAACGUCGUGGCCUGA